This is a messenger RNA of Cricetulus griseus (Chinese hamster), 990 nucleotides long. NCBI's taxonomy places the organism in Eukaryota, Metazoa, Chordata, Mammalia, Rodentia, Cricetidae. The record is from RefSeq and is a predicted model, not a curated record.
AUGCAGAGGGUUGCAGGCGGCCGCCAGGAGCGGUCCAGCUCUGGGAGGAUGCCUAAUCGCGGGGACAGACGCUCUACAGCAAUGGACUUUAGGACAAAGGGUCAGAGCUGCCUAGCGACUGGGUUGCUGAAGAACCAGGUGGCCGUGGUUACCGGCGGGGCUACGGGCAUCGGAAAAGCCAUCUCCCGGGAGCUCCUGCACCUGGGAUGUAAUGUGGUCAUUGCUUCCCGGAAUCUGGACAGAUUAAACUCUGCUGCAGAGGAACUAAGAACAUCCCUGCCUCCCUCCAGCCGAGCUCAAGUCACUGCCAUAAGAUGCAACAUCAGGAAAGAAGAAGAGGUGAAUAAUUUGGUCAGCGCCACCUUAGCUAAGUAUGGUAAAAUCAACUUCUUGGUAAACAACGGAGGAGGCCAGUUCCUGUCUCCUAUUGAAGACAUCAGUGCAAAGGGAUGGCAAGCUGUGAUCGAAACGAACCUGACAGGCACUUUCUACUUGUGUAAAGCAGUUUACAAUUCCUGGAUGAAAAAACAUGGGGGAUCUAUUGUCAAUAUCAUUGUCCUUAUUAACAAUGGGUUUCCAGCAGCCUCGCACUCUGGAGCUGCAAGAGAAGGUGUUUACAACCUCACCAAAUCCAUGGCUUUGGCAUGGGCCAGCAGUGGAGUAAGGAUCAACUGUGUUGCCCCUGGAGUUAUUUAUUCCCAGACUGCUGUUGACAACUAUGGUGAAUUGGGACAAAGCAUGUUUGAAAAGGCCUUUGAUAAUAUCCCAGCUAAGCGAAUUGGAAUCCCUGAGGAGGUCUCAUCCUUGGUGUGUUUCCUGCUGUCCCCUGCAGCAUCCUUUAUCACUGGACAGUUGGUCAAUGUGGACGGGGGCCAGUCUUUGUAUAGUCACUCCGUCAGUAUACCGGAUCAUGACAACUGGCCUGAGGGAGUUGGGGACUUUUCUGUGGUCAGGAGAAUGAAGGAAUCUUUUAAGAAGUCCAAGCUCUAA